GAAGAUCCAUCCCACACUCCAAAGCUAAGCUGCACAAGAGCACCACUCAGAAGGCAAAGAGAGCUACGUGCGUGCACUUCCACUUCGGGACUGCUUGCUCGCAACGAAGAAGAAAUGGCCUCCAAAUUCCCAGCUUGUUUCCCGGCGCUCUUCCUGGCGCUGAACCUCCUCCUGGUCGCUGGCGUCCGCGGCCAGAGCCCGUCGACCGGCGGAAACCCGUGCCCGACCAACGCGCUGGCGGACCUCAAGGUGUGCGCCGACGUGCUGGUGCUGCUCAAGCUCAAGAUUAACGUGCCGGCAAACCAGCAGUGCUGCCCCAUGAUCGGGCAGCUCGUCAAGCUCGACGUCGCCGCCUGCCUCUGCGCCGCCAUCAAGCUCAGCGUCAUCGGCAUCCCCAUCAACCUGCCGCUCGACGUGCCACUCGUCCUUAACUACUGCGGCCGCAACGCGUCCGCCGCCGGGGCCAACUGCUCGUGAUCCAUGUUGUCCUAGCAAUAUCAUACACGCGCACACGGCGGGCUAACGAUGCUCGUCUAACGAGCGUGCGCACGCACGCAAAUAUAGUGUCGAUCUAAUUGCUUCACGCGUUGCAUGAAUAAUGUGUUUGUAUCUGCGGAUGCUUCGUGGCUUCAGGUUAUGCUGCAUAGGCUGGUGUCCAUGAUCAUCUCAAAAAGGAAAUUAUAGAGUUCUUAAUUGUAAGUGCUGUGUUUUAGUGGCAAUAAUAAAUGUUUCUUCAGUUUGUCAA
This is a messenger RNA of Lolium perenne, 745 nucleotides long. RefSeq names its product cortical cell-delineating protein. The record is from RefSeq and is a predicted model, not a curated record. Lineage: Eukaryota; Viridiplantae; Streptophyta; Magnoliopsida; Poales; Poaceae.